AUGAGGAUUUUCAUAGCUUUCGAAGGAUCCUUUGAGGCGUUCGAUGUUGAAGCACACACGUCGGUGGGAGCCAUCAAGCAGAAGAUAAAGGAUUAUUUCCACAUUCCUCUUUCUGAAGACAAACAAGGAAGGUGGUAUCUUGAGCUGAUGUAUGCUGGAGCUGCCCUAAGGAACAGCUGGAGUCUGUCGGAUGUUGGAAUAUCUUUCUGUUCAACUCUCAAAUGCUUUGUUAAGAAAGAAGACAAGCCCACUCUCUAUGUGUUCAAUGCUGUGACCCAGGAGGUGAUGCCGAUGAUGGAGGACAUUUCUGUCCUGGAUAAAAAGGUGUCUGACCUGAGAAUGCUGGUAACUCUGAGAUGCGGCUUCCCCGUGAGUGUCUACUGUCUCCGGACACCAACCGGACUGGAGAUGUAUGACUGCAACACCCUCAAGGAUUACCAGACUGAUAUCGGCACAACACUUCGUUUGGAUGUCUGGGAUGGAUGGAAGGAAUUUCUCAUGGGAUGUCUUCUUGGGCAAAAACCUAAAGUCCAACACUACUUAUCAAAAGAAGGACCGGUCCUCAAGUACCAGAAAAGGGUAGCCCUGUACAUCGCUGCUUUUCAUGGACACACUGAGCUCACUGAAUGGGCUCUGAAGCAGGGGGUGCAGCCCCAUGAGGCAGUUGGGGUUCACCCUUAUCGAGCAUGGUGCCAUGAAGCCCUUCACAGAGAUGUCUCUAACUGCCCUAUUCACGCAGCCGCAGAAGCUGGCCAGCUGUUAAUUCUGAAGGCCUUUGUCAACUGCAGUGUACUGUGCCUGGAAUGCAAGAACGCGGCAGGACAGUCUCCCCUGGCCAUCGCAUCAAAACACCAGCAUAAAGACUGUGUGUUGUAUUUACUGAGUAAAAUGUGUUCCACGGUGUCUUUUCAAAAACUUUCAGUCCCGAUGAGGAUUUAUAUUAAAAUAAAGCAGUGGAUUCUCCGAGCUCAGAGUUGUAGGUGCCUUGGCAGAGGGAGGGUCUCUGGGGCUAAAGUCGGAGACACUGUGAUGGUUGAUGGUUUCACCGAGCCCAAGAUGACCUCCAAGAGCUGGGACAAGGCUGAAGACAAGAGCCGGCAAACUGCCCAGAGUAAACUACCACCCUGCAAGCGACAGUCAAGCAGGAAACCUGUCGACUCUUUACCAGUGACGCAGCGAGACACCAGAAAACCAAUCCUCACAUUCCCGCCCGUAGUAGAUGCGAAGAGCUUCUCAGAAGUGCGAAGUCAUCAACGAGAAAACCAGAAAAAGAUGUCUGCCCCGGCUAGAAAAGAAAAGCACAUCAAAAACCCCUAUCUCCCCCAGGUCCCCCUCCCUCCCGUUUCAAGAGUGGAUUAUGCACACCCUCUCUUCUACUGCCCUCCGCCCCGGGCGGACGCUUUGCUAAGGUCCCUCUUCGCAUCGUUCUCAGAGCACAGUGAGAGGACUCCACGCGAGAAUGCCAUCUACUGCUUGGCUGUGGCAAGUGCCUUUAAAGAGAAGCGAUGGCUUCAGCAGUUAGAAAUAGCAAAAGUCCUAGCCAAAAGGAGCAUUUCUAACCUGACUGUCAAAGGAGGUCCGGCAAAGUGUGAAAACUAUCCAGAAACCGUGCUUUGA
Messenger RNA from Mus pahari (shrew mouse), 1617 nucleotides. It is a transcript of the gene Ankub1, whose product is annotated as ankyrin repeat and ubiquitin domain containing 1. Gene Ontology annotation, molecular function: protein binding. Lineage: Eukaryota; Metazoa; Chordata; Mammalia; Rodentia; Muridae. Bases 1 to 1617 code for a protein of 538 amino acids. The transcript has 6 exons. The record is from RefSeq and is a predicted model, not a curated record.